Hypomesus transpacificus is the source of this 1621-nucleotide messenger RNA. It is a transcript of the gene wdr74, whose product is annotated as WD repeat domain 74. The coding region runs from base 111 to 1331 and encodes 406 amino acids. Gene Ontology annotation, cellular component: nucleolus; preribosome, large subunit precursor. Gene Ontology annotation, molecular function: protein binding. Gene Ontology annotation, biological process: ribosomal large subunit biogenesis. NCBI's taxonomy places the organism in Eukaryota, Metazoa, Chordata, Actinopteri, Osmeriformes, Osmeridae. The transcript is spliced from 10 exons. The record is from RefSeq and is a predicted model, not a curated record.
GCCUUGUACCCUUUCGGAGACCAUUACAGGCACACUGCAACGUGCAAUCUUGUUGUUGUUAGCUACAGAGCUAGCUACUAUUAUUACAAACUAGCGCUACCUUUUCUGCUAUGGCAGACAGAAGUCAAGUGUGUUCAAUAUGGGUGGGAUCGGAAACAGGGAUUCUGAAAGGUGUCAGCCUAUCCAAAAAACAGGCUUUCAAUUUCUGUGAGAUGAGUUGUCUGAGCCGAGACCAGGAGGUGUGCGCGCUGUGCUGGGGUGACCAACACGAGACCGAGGUCUUGGUGGGCUCGGUAAAUGGUACGGUGAAAACGUUCAGCACUGAGAAAGGAAUCUUCACUGAGACGAGGCAGUGCGGGGACAUCGGCCAGGGAAAGUUCACAGGACUUGCUGUGACAGACAGUUCUCUGAUCACGUGUGUGGAGUCGGGACUGCUGCGGGUGUGGAAGGAAGGAAGCACCGACACAGUAGAAAUCAACGCCGGGAAGAACGUGUGUCGGAUGCGUCAGAACCCUUCACAGCGCCACCAGGUGGCCACGGGGGGGAAGGAUAAUGGCCUGAAGGUGUGGGACUUGGAGAGACCUGACGCAGCCAUAUUCACCUCCAAAAAUGUGCGUAAUGACUGGCUGGACUUACGAGUUCCGGAAUGGGUCAGAGACAUGGCUUUCAUUCCAAACUCUGACAAGAUUGUCACCUGCACAGGUCACCACCAGGUGCGAGUGUACGACCCGUCCUCCCCUCGGAGGCGUCCAGUCCUGGAGGCUCAGUUUGGGGAGUACCCUCUCACUGCCCUGUCCCUGCCCGCCAACCAGGACAGUGUUGUGGUGGGCAACACACAGGGGCAUAUAGCCAUUCUGGAUCUGCGGAAAGGGCUGGUGCGUAGGUGUCUGAAGGGGCUGGCAGGGGGGGUGCGGGGGCUGCAGUGCCACCCCUCCCUCCCUCUGGUGGCUUCCUGCGGUUUGGAUCGCUUUCUACGGGUACACAGCCUGGAGGAUAGUUCUCUACAACACAAGGUGUAUCUGAAGUCACGACUCAACUGUGUGCUCCUGUCCAGCCGAGAUCUCGAGCUGGGGGGCUCUGGAGAGCCAGGUGAUGUGGAGGAGGUGAAGGAGGAGGCUGAGGACGAGGAGGUGUGGAACGCCAUGGAGAAGGUUCAGGAGAAGCCAGAGAAGAGGAAAGGAGAGGAGAUGGAGACUGCCGAAUGUGUGGAAAAGAUUACCAAGAAGAAAAGUGUAGAGAAGAUUACCAAGAAGAAAAGUGUUGAGACGAUUACCAAGAAGAAAAGUGUAGAGAAGAUUAACAAGAAGAAAAGAAAAGUGGUCCAGAAGUGACAGAGCAUGGAGAAAGAGAGGACUGUGAUCUCUGAGACAGGGGAUUAAGAUAUGAACGUGUGCUUAACAAUGAUUAUUCUUUACAUGCGACACAUUGUAUUGCUAUCAACUUAGUUUGCUCAUUUAACUAUCUUCAUUAAAUAUUUGAUCCAUACAAGACUUUGUUUUCCAAAGAUAAAAUGUAUGUAAUCUGAUAUGUUCACAAAAGUUACUUUGUAUUGAAUGUGAUAUUAUGUAAUGUUGAGAAGUGUAUUAGCAACAACAUUAUAAAAUACUGAUAUUCUAUUUUA